UCCACAAGUUCAGUUGUUUGGCGACUGUUUAAAAGUGUAGAUGAGUUUGCGGGUUAGUUUUGUGUGUUGACUUUGGCAACAAAUUCAUUUUUGAUUAUUUUUGCUUGUGUGUACGGCAGAUAUAACGUGUUAAAGUAUUAUAUUUGCAAAUAUUUAAUAUUCAUUUUUUUGCGAUUAUAUUCAAAGUGCUUUGUUUCUACAUUAUCUUUUUACUGUUCACAAUAGUAAAACAAAAACUAAAUAAAGUACAAAAAAUGUUAAUUACUCUUUUUCGGCUUAAAUUUCGUUGCUAAAAUUUAAAAGUUUUGUUUUGUGUUUUUUGCUUGGCAUUCGUACACCAACACAAGUGUAAGGCGUCAAGUGGUUGAAGACUUACGUUACCACGUAACUGCAGAAAUUAUACCAAAAGUAAACAAAGGAAAGACAGAAGUGGUUGGUUGCUGACUGUGGCUUCUCACCUCACUUAACUAAAUUGUAAAAAUUUAAAAAUGUCUCUCAACGAAAAUAUUUUAAUUUUUUGCUUAAUUUAACAUAUAUUUAAACGAUAUUAAGUGUAAAUACGUACAAAGCAAAGUGUUUUAUUUAAUUUAGUUUAGUACUUUGUGCACAGUUUUACAGUUUCACAGUUUCAUACUCGUACGAACUAUGUCAGUGUCAAUUAUUGGAAAAAAUUAAGACGUAGCAGAAAAAAAAGUAAUAAUAAAAUAAAAUAAAAUAAAAUAAAUUAAAUAUGUGCAAUUGAAGUCAUAACGACGGCAGUGUGCUAACGUCUUCACUUUGUAUUUGAACAGCUGUCAAGAAGCAAAACUUCACAUAAAACAACCAACAACAACAACAGCAACGAAAGUCUACACUGUUACUUGUCUUUUCGGUUUUGUGUUUUUUUUUUGCUGUGGACUGCCCUUACCACAGUUCAGCAACACAGUUAAUUGCAAAAACAAACCAAAAAAAAAAAAAACAAAAAAAAACAACAAAAAAGAAAAACAAGAAAUGAUCAGCUUUUUAUAGCAGCCGUCGAAAUUAUUUAAAAUAUAAUAAAUUUGUAUAAAUUAUAAAAAAUUGCCACUUAAAGUAGAAAAUAAAAAUCUAGAUUGUGCAAAUAAAAAUCUGCGUGCUUCAAUAAAUAACAAAGUGAAAAAAAAUCGUAUAAUUUUCACCAUUUAACAAAAUUGCAGAGCCUCAAGGCGCUUAUCUACGCCAAUUUUCGUUGUCUUCUGCGAACUGUUUAAAGUGCGAAAUAGAUGUGAAAGCGACGACAAUGGCUAAGUAAAUGACUAUGGAAAAUUAUGUAAAGAGUGCCUAGUAAUGUUUGCCAAGUUGUCUGUCAUGUGGUUCGAGUAUUAAUUUAAUAUAUAAGCAAAAACAUGUUAAUUAACGAUUAAUAAUACUUAAUUUAAUAAAAAUAUAAUAUAAAAAGUUUUUUUUUUUUGAAAAACUUAUCGAGUGCAUGUGUGUUUAAGUGGCAAUCGAAAUUGUCACCGACUUACGAAUAGCAACAACAACGACAGCAAAAUGAUUGUGAAAAUGGAACCCGAUGAAUUGAUCACUUUGCGGGUACAGUAUCUCGUGGAUACCGAUCCGCUUAAUUGUACUGCAAUGUAUCCGAUACCAACGCGUGCGCCGACGUACGCCUUUGCCAGUACAAUGCCGUUAGCGACACAAUUAGGCACAAUUUUGCGUUUAUUAGGAGCACCACAACGGAUCGAUGAUGCUGCUAUACAAGUCUACAAGGAUGGUGAUUAUGGAGCAUAUUUGGACUUGGAGUCCUCUUUGGCAGAACAGUCAGAAGAUAUUGAAGGCCUCAAUUCUAGUCGCAAAAAUUCUUUGGUGGUGCGCACCCAGUUAAGCGUCAGAGUUCAUGCAAUUAUUGAAAAAUUACUUUCUGCCGAAGGUAGCGAUCUACGACGUGCUUUAUUCUCGCUGAAGCAAGUUUUCCAAGAGGAUAAGGACUUAGUGCAUGCGUUUGUGGCACUUGGUGGUCUCAAUUGUCUUGUGCGUGUUGGUAAUGGUGCUGACCAAAAUUAUCAGAAUUACAUCUUGCGUGCAUUGGGUCAGGUGAUGUUGUACGUGGACGGUAUGAAUGGUGUUAUGAAGCACGAACCCACCAUGCAGUGGCUAUACUCACUGAUCGCAUCGAAUUAUCGUUCUGUGGUGAAAACAGCCUUAAAACUUUUACUAGUUUUUGUUGAAUAUGCAGAAUCAAAUUGUUAUGUGUUGGUUAGUGCUAUACAUGCGGUGGAUAAAUCACAGGGCACUUUACCAUGGUCAAAUAUAAUGAGACUAUUAAAAGAUUAUGAUAAUGCCGAUGCCGAGCUAGUUAUAUAUGCCACAUCUUUAAUAAAUAAAACACUUGCUGGUCUAAACGAUCAAGACACUUUCUACGAUGAGACAGAUUUAUUGGAACAACAAGGCAUGGAGUCAGUCAUACAAAGAUAUAUGUCUAAACCAGGAACAGACAUAGAUUUAUUAGAUCAAUUACAGCUAUAUGAAGCAGUAUUGAAAUUUGAAGAUGGUGAAUCCGAUGGCAUACGUUUGCCUGAUAAUUCUGUACGCAAAACUCAAAGAUAUCGUCAGGGCACCGAUACUGCGGAGAGGCGGAAGUCAAGACGACAUAGCACAGGUGCAAAUCCAGCUGUGAUACAAUCACCAAAGAAAAUGAAUACGCAUGGCGUUCUGGAUGAAGAUAGUUCUGGUUCAACAAAUUCGACUGAAGUGAGCAAUGGUUUAGUUUUGGAUAGGAAAAGUUUGGAUAGUGCUGGUGUUACACCUGGUUUACGUCGCAGACGUGAACGCGCUGAAAGGCAUAAAAGUUUCCUUAGAGAGCAACAGGAAGCCGCUGCAAACGGUAUAUUGGCAGCACUAGAAAAACGUGAACUUGGACAAAUCGUUACUGCCAUACCAGCAACCAUUAAUAAUAGCGACAGUCCACCUGAAUCAUUAAAUGUAACCACCUCAACCUCAAAUUACCCCAGUGUCACAGCAAUUGCUACUACUAACAAUAUGAGCAGUUCCAACAAAAAUACGUGCAACAUCUCCAACAAUCACAUUAACAACAUAAAUAAUAACAUUUCCAACAAUAACAACAACCUAAUGAGUCCUACGAAACAACUACAAGGCAGCAACUCGAUUUCCAUUAUCAACAACAGCUUCGAUAAGGCCAACAAUAAAUUGCAAGCAACGCCCGAGUUCUUGACCAAGAAGAAUCUGCUUAUCGAACGCAACGCAACUGUGAUCAAUGGUAUUAUGAAGAAUAUACAUCGCGGACACGAACCGGAACCCAAUAACAAUACAUCAUAUAAGAAGUUUGAAAGUGAAGCUAAUCGUCUAAACAACUAUUAUAAUCAGUUGAGCACACCAAAGAAUCUACAUAUACAGAAUCAAAGCCCUACGCUACAAAGCGCACAGAGUGCUUUGGCAGCUGUGCUAAGUCCAAAGAAGGCUUUGAACGGUUUCGAUUUUACGCAAAUCUCAACACCAAAUAACAAUAAUAAGACUAACAGUAAUGUGAUAAAUAAUAUUGAUAAUGUGGACGAUAAAUACGAUUUAUCGUUAAGUCCAACAAGUCCACUUACACCCACUGGUUCAAAUGAUUCUGUAUUCGCAGAAUCACCUACUGCUGAAGUACCUCUACAACCUAUAGCAGAAGUAGAGGUCGUUCCGGUCGUUCCAGUUGUUCCAGAAGAUUUGCAAUGUUUAAAUAUUGUUCCAGCGAGUGUGGUACCACCACCCCCUCCUCCACCGCCACCUCCGCCACCACCAUCGAUGGAAAUGUUUGGUUUCACUUUACCACGUAAGCAAAUACUUGAAUCUACUAAGUCAAUUGAUAAUCAGGCUGUAUUGGAACAAGAAAAUUUGUUGCCACCAUCAGAAUCUGAUGAGGAACAAAAAGUGUUGAAUCAAUUAAAACGUGAUCACACCGUGAAAGACUUAACACAGAAACUCAGCAAUAUGCCCACAAGUCCUACACAGGAGAAAAAUCGUAUUGUUGGAGAUAUGUCAGGACUUAUAAACAAAGCCAAAGAGGGUUUAGCUAAAACUAAAAGCAAAGGUGAAAUGUCACG
This is a messenger RNA of Teleopsis dalmanni, 4061 nucleotides long. Its product is annotated as FH1/FH2 domain-containing protein 1-like. Gene Ontology annotation, biological process: actin filament network formation; cortical actin cytoskeleton organization. Gene Ontology annotation, molecular function: actin filament binding. Gene Ontology annotation, cellular component: cytoplasm; cytoskeleton. Lineage: Eukaryota; Metazoa; Arthropoda; Insecta; Diptera; Diopsidae. The record is from RefSeq and is a predicted model, not a curated record.